AUGGCGGAUCAGUCAGCACAUUUGAACCCGCUCUCGCGCGUCGAGGAGCACUGCACCACGCUGCCGAACGGGGGCCAAGCCGUUGGCUCUCUAGAUGCCGCACCCCCUGCUCCCGCGUCUGAUCCUCCCGCCCCGCUGCGGCACACGUCAACAUCCAACAGCGCGCCGUCCAACGUCUCCUCUCCGGCUCCUUCGAGCGCGGCGGUGGUGGCGUCCCCAUGGACGUCUUUUGCCACCCCGAGCGCCACUCCUGAGAUUGACACGGCGGCCAUCCUGAAAGACGCCGUUGAUCAGGUUCAACGACUGAGGUUACAGACUAUCGCUACCGCAACCAUCACUGAGAAUGUCACUAUUCCACCAGAAUUGUGUAAACAAUGGAUCGAGAACUACUUCACCCACAUGCAAACAGAGAUGUUUGUCAGUUUGAUAAAUCUCAAACUCAUCAAGCUGAUCCCCGACUUGCUUGAUCUUCCUCAUGUUCACCUAGAUCCGGCUAUUCUCGUGGUUUACUACGGUAUUCUCUACCACGGUUGCGCUCUUGGUGCAACCUUUGAGGGCAAUGCUGGCAGCGGUUUGCAGUAUGUCCGCAUGCUGUAUCUGUGUUGUCUUCGUUCCCUGCCUCUCUGGCAACGGGAAGCAACAGGGACAACGACGGACUUCAUAGCUGCGAUCUUCAUGUGUCGCACAGCUGCCGAAUGCUUUGACGAAGAGCUAAGCUGGCGGAUGUACACCUACGCCACCGACUACGCCCAGAAGUUGAACAUUCACAACCUCGACGCCCACACAGAAGGCACCAGCGUUCUGCUAGACCAGGCCAAACUCGAUGCCGACCGGAAGGGUUUCUGGGAAAUGAUUCAGAUCGAUUUCUUCUUCCGCCUACUGUUCAACAAGCCACCGUCAAUUACCGCCAGCAUCAACUCCUGGAAGGUCAACCUGCCCUGGCUAUCAGCAGACGCACAACCAGACAUCAACGCCGUGCCAACCAUCGCUUUCCUCGUUGGGUCGCGCCAGACCUUCAUCCUCUCGCGGUUCUUUCAGGAGCUCGAAAACAGCAACUGCACCGAGGAGGAGAUGCGGCCCAAGACCGAGGACCUCUGCCGCGAGAUCGGCCAGCUCUUCGCGGAGUGGGGCGUCGAGGAGUGGGUGACCAAGACCAUGUCCAGCGAGAACAAGUCAGAGGCCUGGAUGAUGAGCGACAUCGCCAUGUCCGGGUACACGUACGUCAUCUUCAUGCUGCGCAAGCUCUCCGUGCUGCGCUCUAACUCGCCGCGGCCGGUUAUGUCCGACGCCGACGUGCCCGACUCGCCGCUCGCUGUCGACGCGUCGCGCCGCCUGCUGAGCGUCGUCCACAUGGUGCUGGUCAAGAACCCGUUCCCGGAGACGAUGUGUGUUCUGUUUGGCAUGUAUCGCCUUUACGUCGCGUACGCGUGUCUGAUGAACAGCGUUUUGCAUUCGGCCGAUGUUCGCGCGCAUAUGGACGAUGUCGGGUUGCUUGAGCAGUUGUGUGAUGUGAUGACGGUUGCGUCAAGAGGGGAGAAGGACUUUGUGCCGUUGAUAAGGGCGAUCCAGAGCUUGGGGAUGGAAGUAAAGAGGAGGCUUAAUGAGCCGGGGACGAGUAUUACCACACCGAUGCUGGGCUUGGGAACAUGA
This is a messenger RNA of Colletotrichum chrysophilum, 1650 nucleotides long. RefSeq lists its product as uncharacterized. The transcript has 4 exons. The record is from RefSeq and is a predicted model, not a curated record. Lineage: Eukaryota; Fungi; Ascomycota; Sordariomycetes; Glomerellales; Glomerellaceae. Bases 1 to 1650 code for a protein of 549 amino acids.